Molecule: messenger RNA, 2525 nt
Organism: Chenopodium quinoa (quinoa)
Lineage: Eukaryota; Viridiplantae; Streptophyta; Magnoliopsida; Caryophyllales; Amaranthaceae
Product: ATP synthase mitochondrial F1 complex assembly factor 2-like
Biological process (GO): mitochondrial proton-transporting ATP synthase complex assembly
Cellular component (GO): mitochondrion
Source: RefSeq, a predicted model, not a curated record
UCCUUUUCCUUUGUGAAGCGAAGUGGUAAUUGUGUUGCUCAUGAAUUAGCAAAACUUAGCUCUUCUUUUGUCGAUCUCCAAGUUUGAAUGGAGGAGGUUUCUAGUAAAAUUUCUGAUUUUGUAAUGGCUGAUUUUAACCUCUUCUUUUGAGUAAUAAAAUCUCUUCAUUGUUUUUCUAGAAAAAAAAAAAAAAAAUCAAAUUUCAACCCAAUACCACCUCGUAAAUCGUACGGAGACAUGGUCAUCAAUUCAUAAACCCCUGCAAACAUAAACCCAUUUCCGAAUCCCCUAAAAUUCAACUCAAUCAAACCUUCAAACUCCAUUGAAUCUUCAACAAUGGCGUCAAACAUCAUAAGAAACUCCCUAAAAUCAAUCAACUCACUAACCUUACGAACCCUAACAACCCACCGCCGCCCCUUCAGCGCCGCCGCCGCGAACCCCACCACCACCGCCGAAGAAUCAGACGCAUUCACCUUCUCAUCUGACGGCGCUGACAGCAGCAUACACCUGAAGGCGAAAAAAGCGGCAGCUUCGUCAGUGACAAUGCCGAUGUCGUUCAUGACAGGUUCUAUUGUUGGAAAGAGAUUCUACAAGAAAGUAACAACGAGAGAAGCUGAUGAUGGUAAUGGGUGGAGUGUUAUGCUCGAUUAUCGAACCCUUAAAACUCCUUCUAAACGUCCUCUUAAACUUCCUACUCUUUCUCUUGCUAAAGCUAUUGCUGCUGAGUGGGAUUUCCAGCAAACAGAUGGAAUAAGACCCUUCACAAUGCCAUUGAUGAAGCUUGCUUGCACUGCAUUGGAACGAGUUCCUGUUGUUCGCCCAAAAAUUAUUGAUAAUUUGAUGAGCAAGUUCAGUCAAGACUUGGUUUUUUGUCGUGCUCCACAUGACAACGAAUUAACCAGCGGUGUCUAUGAACGCCAAGUUGAAAAAAUAGAUCCUCUACUAAAGUGGGUGGAGUCAGAAUUUGGCUACAAGCCUGUAGUGUACACCUGUUUUUUUGGUGGCAAGCAGGAUGAAGGUCUUGUAAAAGCCGUUGAAAGUCUAUUGAAGAAAGCAGAUGAUUGUGAACUAGCUGCCAUUGAUGCACUGACAUCUGCAUCACACUCUUUAAUUAUUUCUAUCGGUAUAGUUCGUGGAAAAUUGCAAUUAGAGGAGGCCAUUGAGUUGAUACGUCUUGAAGAAGAUCUGCAGGUGGACAAGUGGGGUCUUGUCGAGGGUGGUCAUGAUAUUGAUAUUGCGGAUUUGAAGGUGCAGAUUGCAUCUGCUGCUGUGUUCCUUGGGCUAUCAAGAAGGUCAUAGUAUCCACAUUUUUGAAAUUUUUUUAUCAAAUGAGUUGAUUGUGCAUUUUUUGUUUUUGUAUGCUCCGUUGAAGGCUGUACUGUACUAAUCACAAAUUGACAACCAAUGUGCUGGAGCUUUUUGUAAACAUGUAGCCUUUGCGAAAGUAGCAAGAGUAAUAAUAUCUGCUUCGGUAUUUCUGAGUAUCAUAACUUUUUUAUACUUAAUAUUAUGCAAACAAUUGCAAAACCUCUAAUAACAGAAAUGUAGUUGAAACUGUUACUCUACACCUGAAAUCUGGAAUGGGAACUAAAUCAUCAGUGUUGAAAGUUGAAACAUAAGGUCAACAUGUACUUUGGCUGUAAUGGUUUAGUUAUAAUAUGCAUAUAUGGAAGCUUCACCAAUUUCAGCUCUGUUUUUAGUCAUGUACUGUUGUACAAUUUACAUUGUAUAGUGCCAUAACGGUUGGUAGCAUGCCAAAGCAGCUGCUUUUGUGGCAGAUUAAGGAUCUUCAUUGCAGCAUUGCAGACAAACUGGUGGUUGUUUAAUGACACAAUAACAGCAUGUAGUAUCACAGUCAUUAUUGCAACCUGUUACAGAAAAUUGCCUUUGAGUUAGUUUUUACGCUGAUUAGAAGCUUACUUCUACCAAAGGAACAUCAAGAUUUUUUAAUUUUCUACCAGAAAGAAAGCUUUGAUUCACUGAUUCGAAUCACUUUCAUUUCACUAUUACCUGUGACUGUGAUGACAUAUUGAGAUGAUUCCAGUUCAUGUGGGUUCAAGACAAAUGGAAGUCGGUUGGUUGCCAAGACAGCGAUGACAUUAAUUGCGACAAGGCUCAUGAAGAAGUAAGCUAUUGCUAGUGAUUGCCUCAUAGUUUGUAAGAUUUGCUUUCAGUUGGAUUGCCUAGUACUGUCAAAACUGGUUGGAUAAUGCAUCACCAACUCCUUUUAUAGGACUGUUUUUGUACUUUAUAUCCUAAGGUUUCAAACAUAUGACAUGAUUCAUCAACAGUGUGGCUUAUUGUAUAUUGUAGACUUGUAGUUAUUAGAAGAGGCAUCUUUUACUAGUUAAGAAAAACAUCAUGUUCAUUACGUGCUAAUAAGAAAUUUUAAAUUCCAACAAAGAUUUGGUUUAAAGGAUCACUCAAUGUAAACCUCACACCAAAUCCUUAAAUAAGGAAAAAUUCAAGUGGAAUUCACCUUCAUCAAUACAUCAUAAUUCAUAUGCAAACACAAAAAACCGCUU